Molecule: messenger RNA, 1416 nt
Organism: Talaromyces amestolkiae
Lineage: Eukaryota; Fungi; Ascomycota; Eurotiomycetes; Eurotiales; Trichocomaceae
Exons: 1
Coding region: 1-1416 (471 amino acids)
Source: RefSeq, a predicted model, not a curated record
AUGCUGACAAAUUUCGCAAGUACUGAACUGUGGAAUACUUAUAUAUUGCAAAUGAGCCAUGCCGAGGCUGCUAUUCAGCACAUUAUCCUCGCCGUUGGCCACCUGCUUAGCACUCAAGCACGUACCUUUGACCAGACUAUGAUACCAGAGGAACCAAACCAGCAAAUGAUUUAUCACCACUACGGCAAAGCACUACAAUAUUUAACCAAAAGUCCAGAUCCAGACGUGAAUAUCGUGCUAUUAGCAUGUCUGAUUUUUUGUCUUUUUGAAGAACUCCAGGGAAAUUGCUAUCCAGCUAUCCAGCAUAUCGUGGCUGGCAGAGACAUUAUUUCGAAACAUAUUCACAAGCGAAAGUCACCAACACGUAGCGAUAAUUUGGCUGCGAUUAAGGCAUCAUCGGGGUGGAACCCACUUCUCGCACAGUUGCUGCAGGUUUACAAGGGACUGGAAACGCACGUAGCUGUGCUGGAGUCACGGGCUUUGAACCCAAUUGCUCGCAUACCUCUAUCUGGAUUUACGGAACAAGAGGUGGAAAGCUACAGAGAAUCUCGGAAGCGUUUAUGCUGGGAACCUUACCAGGAUCCAUCGUUCAGCGUCGAUGACAUCAACUCGACAUUGCCUGAAUUUGCGAACAUGGACGACGCCAGCAGAUAUUUGGCUGGACUUGCAGCCAUCUGUGUUGCGACAGAGGCAAAUUCCUCGCACAAUACACAACACAUCUGGCACACCACAUUUCUUGUCUCUUCCCGUCUGGCUCUAUUACUGAAUCACUGGCUUGAAGCUUUCAAUCGCAUGAUGUCAACCUACUCAGCCAAAACCUUUACCAUUAAUGACAGGGUCAAUUGCCACAUCCUCCGCCUAUAUCAAUCCUGCCUUGCAUUCAUGAAUCAAGCCAAAGAUAUGGGACAAGAAACCAUUUUCGACAACAACAGAGUGGUCUUUGACUCGAUCAUGUUCAGAAAGAGCAUUCUAAUAUCCAUGACGCAGGAAGAGCUGAUACCUCUUCUGUUCUUUGUGGCUACUCGUUGCCGUGUGGGUUAUCUUCGGCGUAUGGCAGUUGAUGACCUACGUCGAUGUGGCCUAGAAGGGGAACUUCUGGCUGAUAUUGCAGAGAAAGUCAUAGAUGUGGAGAAGUCAAGCCAUCUGGAGCAGGAGGAUGGGAACGAAGAAGCCACGUUUGGCUUUCCUGCAGAAGCGUCACGUAUCAGACUCCAUGGUAUGAGUCCCCCAAUAAGCCAAGACCGAGAUAUAUUCCACCUUAUGGUGUCCAAUUUUCCAUACUAUCCACUCGUACCGCAAUGGCCGCUACCAGUCCGUCUCCCUUUUGUACUGGAAAACGAAUUCUUGGACAAGGCUGGCCCAUGUCUCGACCGAGCACUUCGUUUCGAGCCGUACAGCCGUCUGCUAGAUUAUUAG